Drosophila bipectinata is the source of this 2308-nucleotide messenger RNA. The record is from RefSeq and is a predicted model, not a curated record. NCBI's taxonomy places the organism in Eukaryota, Metazoa, Arthropoda, Insecta, Diptera, Drosophilidae.
AACUCUAAGCGAUCGGUUUGGUUCACGGUUAGCUCCGCCGCGUCAGAAAAUAAAUUUUUGAAUUCGAAAACCGAAUCGGUUCUGGCAUACGGAAGCGGCUAACGCAACAACAAUCGACUACGAGAGAAAAUCACAAUUGACGAGGAAAAAGACUCCUCCGUAUGUGUUUAUAAAUAUAUUUUAAAAGCCCCAUUCACGGUUUUGCAUAUAAUUUAUUAUUGAAAAAGCCAAAUGCCGCGUAUCUGCUUAAUGUCAGCGCAAAAACUCAAUUCAAUUUAUGGUUUGUGAUUGCAAAUUUGACAUAAUUGUGUUUUGAUUUAUUUGUGUGUCUGAGGCAUCUUUAAAAUUAAUCUGGCCACGAUUAUCGCACAAUAGCAGGGCAUCCCAGGGUUUUCGCGGGCCAUUUGGAAUUUGUUCGUCGUGUUUCCUCCAAGCGAAUUGAGAUAGCGGGACAUCAUCAUUAAUGCCAGAAAUGAUUGGAUUCAGCUCAUUAGUGCUGCUCUGCUGCACAAUCCUGCUGCUGGGAACGGCGGCAUCAGGUGUACAGAACAUCAACAGCACCAGUUUUGGCCAAAACAGGACGCAUCUCCAUCGGGGCCACAAUCACCGGCAGCGGCACCAAGGCGGCUCGCCAACCCACCAAAGACAGCAGCGGAGGCUUCAACCAGUCGGCCAGAAUCAGCCGAAAUCGGAUGUGGAGCUCUUGCCGGGGAUGUCCAUGCAGGAGGUCACCAGACUUAGGCGAGUCCAUCCCUACAAUCCCUACAACAGAGUCCAAACGCGACGCCUUCACCAAACCAGACCCAACUCCGAAUGGGACUACAACACCUACAAUGUUUUGACGAACACCUAUGGGCCCCCACCUCCGCCUGUUCCCUCCUCCUCGCGAUCUGGCAAGGGUCAGGACAACACCCAGGAUGUGGAGUUCAUCGGCGUGCGAGAGCGGGGUAGGGGCUACGCCUUCGUGCCCUCAGUCACCACCACCAUGGCACCUCCUCCCAACCUGAACAGGCGGUCGGCGAACCCCAAUUUCGGCAGCAGCAUGGGCACUAUCCCGCCUCUGGUUCCGGCCAGAAGAGGAUAUGUCUACACCACCACCACUCCGGCACCCGUGUCCACCUUCACCACAGAGGAUCCCUUCGAGACGAACACCAUCGGCCGAGGUCAUCCCACAGAUCCCAAGGAAAUGGAAAGACGGCAUAUUUGCGUGCAGCAGCGGACGGUGACGAUGCCCGUGAAGCGAACAGAGGUAUACACUCGGCCGACUUGGAAACACGUUAGCACGCCCUGCCAGCCGCCCUCUUACAACGGACAGAUGUGCACGCGGGUGCAGGUGGUCCACGAGCAGGCUUAUCGGGAUGUCAUCGACCACAAAACCGCCCAGCAGAUGACCUACGACUGCUGUACUGGCUGGAGCCGGGAGAACCCAAGGGCGGACGCGUGCAUGAAACCUGUUUGCUCCGUGCGCUGUCAAAACAGCGGAAAUUGCACCGCUCCAAACACUUGUAGCUGUCCGGCUGGUUAUACGGGUCGUUACUGCGAACAGGACAUCAACGAGUGCCAGACGGAGAAGCCCUGCGAUCAGCAGUGCGUGAAUACACCAGGAUCCUACGUCUGCCGCUGCCGUCAGGGAUUCGUGCUUCAGGCGGACCAGCAGAGCUGCCGGAAGACCUCCUCCCACGCAGAUGAUGCCUUCGAAGCAAGAGACUUGGAGAAUGACAUCGACGAUACAGAUACGGAGGUGGUGAUCCGGCUGCAGAAGAUUGAAAAGUCACUGGCCAAUGAGCGGGUUCACACCAACGAGCUGCAGAAAUCGCUCCAGGCCACUUACAGCAUGGUGGACACGCUGAAAAGCCGGCUGAGCACACUGGAAAAGCAGGCACAAGAUGUCAACCGCCUUCAGACGAAUCUCUACAAGACAGAGUCACGAACAAACAAACUGGAGGGAAUGCUGAAUCUGCUGCUGAAGUGCCGGAAUGGCCCGGAUGCCAACUGCCCCUGAAACAGAACUGCAUUUCCCUACACUACUUUAAUUAAAUGUUACUCGUAGUUAACUUAAUUGUCCACUCUGUUCCGUGUAGCUGCUCCUGCUUGAAAGCCAUUCCCGAAAGCGAGUCGAGUGCCUCUGUAGUCUCUAGAAGCGGCCUUUGAACCAGGCCAUUAGUACUUAAGCGAACGUGUCAUAAAUGUAUCGAGAUCUGAAGUUUUAGUCGUAAGCGCACCACCGCACCACUGCACCACCCACAGGAAAGGUGCAGCGUUUAGUUUCUGCAUGUAUCUGUAUAUAAUUGUAAUUUAUAUGAGAAAU